Messenger RNA from Babesia bigemina, 5142 nucleotides. RefSeq lists its product as hypothetical. Bases 1 to 5142 code for a protein of 1713 amino acids. The transcript has a single exon. The record is from RefSeq and is a predicted model, not a curated record. NCBI's taxonomy places the organism in Eukaryota, Apicomplexa, Aconoidasida, Piroplasmida, Babesiidae.
AUGGCGCCGCAAUUCAAAAAGCUGACCGACUGCCCUGAAAAUUUAAGGGAGUCCAUUGACUGGCUGAUCCAGGUUAAGAGUGGCGGCGGUCUUGAUGAUUUGUGUAACGCUUUGAAAAUAUUGAUUAGGGAUGCAAUUGAGAGUGCUAAAGCAAGCCUAAAGGGUACAGAUGAAGAUGGCUUCACAAGCUGUAAAAAGUGUUCUAAAAAGAUUUCUCCAAAACUUUUAGAUCCUGCUGACUCUUGUGUCUGUCCUGAACAUAAGCAGGUUGAAGACCUUGAAAAACAACUCAAAGAAUUCAUUGGUCAACAAGAAGGUGAUUAUAACAUCAACGAAAUCUUGGAAAAUUUGUGCACUUGCCUCGAAACCUUCCUCGGCUUCAACUCUGAGUCAAAAGGCUACGAUGGCGAAGGCAUUGUGUACUCCGACUUGGACAGGCUUUGCGACGCGGUGAUGGCGUUUUUGUACGGUGUUCUCAGUAACAUCCAAAGCCAUUUAGGGCAGCAUAAUGGACAAAUUACAGAUGCAAUUACGCUUCUUAAGCAAAAUAAACACCUUGGUAAAAACGGUUUUAAUGAUGCGAUUGAAAAGGUGGUCGCAGGAGUGCGGGGGUAUAAUGAGAAGGUGAAGAGGUCAAAUGGAAAUGUCAGAAGUAUAACAAGCAAGCUACUCCAAUACGUCACACAUGGCGGUGAUUUUAAUAGAGAUUUCAAUGGAAUUCGCGUAGAUGAUGUUGCUGGAUCCCCGGAAGUUAAGGAUGCCCAGGUCACUAAGGUUGAGAAGUUAGUUAAGGAAUGCAGACAAAAUGCCAGAGAAUUCGGCAAAAAUAUUAGAAGAGCAGACAAAGAUGUUGCCGAUUUGAAUCCUCAAUUACGUCAAAAUAUUGAGCGUGUAAAAAUUAAUAUUGCGCAUGAAAGUAAGAAGCUCGAAGAUAUCCACGCAAAGCAGCAGAGAGGUUUGGAGGCCACAGAGAAAAUUAUUAAGGAGACUCUUCACGGACUUAAUUGCAAUGUGAAUGAAAAAAUUAAGAUAGAUGUGGAGAAACUUGUCGCCGACUUGAAGGAGAAAAUUUCGGUUAUUCUGAAGAAUCUCGAGAGCAUCAAUGAAAAACUUAAGGAAUGCAUUAAUGAUCUCACGGAUUGGAUAACGAAGGCGGACAGUGUUGUAGAAGAAUCUUACAAACUGGUUCAGGAAAUAUUAAAUGCGCUUAAGGAUGACAAUUCGAAUACUAAUCCUUAUAAAAUACAAGAUGUUGCCGAGAAGCUGAAGGUUGAGGCCGGUGUGCUGCACGGACAGUUUGACAUGGCUAAGUCUGAAUACGAAAAGCUUUUUAACCUCAUUAAAGGGAAGGAUGGAGAUGGUGAAGAUGAAGACUGCGUGAUUAAAAAGCUUAAUGAGGUUCAUAUGAAUGUUGAGAAAUUGGUGCCGGAACGGGAUUUGAUUUCGUUUAAUACGCUUGACGGCGAUUGGGGUUUGAAAAACCAGAUUAAUCCACUCAUUCAGAAGAUUAAAGAUAAUGUUAAGGAAUACCUGGAAUCGUUGAGGGCUGCGUUGAAGGAGGGGAUAGCGGUGAUCGGCCGACAGUAUGGUAGUGGUGGUGCUGUUAUCCCAGGUAGUAAUCCCGCUGUUGAAGCACUGGUUUCAAAGAUGGGACAAAGUACUGAGUUAAAACCGUUGGGGGGCCGGCUUGAGACCGUGAGAGACGACAAAAGUGGCCAAGGAUUUGCCCUUGAAAAGGCAUUAAAGCACCUUCACGACGCGAAGGAAGAAUUAACACCAUCGACGAAUUUGCUCGAACAUAUGUACGAAAAUCUUAAAUCCUCAUUGCAGGAUAAGGCUGUAGCCGUAGACAGUGAGCUCUGCAACCUAAUCUAUGGUGCCUGCAUUAACGGCAUCAGUGAGCUUCAGGAGGCAGUCACUGCAAUCGUGAAUGAAAAACUUGAGCCUCUUAAAGACGAAGUCAGUAAGUUUAUUAAGCAAGCCGAGGAAUCUAAACAGGGCGUGAUAGAUUAUGCUCAAAAUGUAACCAAACACCUACGUGCGCUAUCUGAUGAUAUUAUGAAAGCGCUAACGACGGAUGACGAAAAGGAAGUGAACGACAGGCUCAGAGGCAGACUGAACGACCUAAAACAGAAGAUAUCGAAAGACAAGCCUAAUAUAACCGACAGCCUUCAAGAUCUACAGCGUAGACUAGACAAACUUCACGGCGACGUGAAGGCCGGGCCCAUCACCAAACUCAAGCAUCUCCUGAAUACAUACGCCGACCACGUGCGUGACAAAUACGUGAAGCAGACUCAAGAGCAGGUCAAUCAACAAGUGAAACGUGCAGUGUACACGAUCACGCAGCAAGCUCGUAAGCAGUACGUCUCUUUCGUCAGCGACAUGUUGACACUCUUCUCCACAAAGGUCGCCGAGGAGCUUACUGGGCUGCCACAGGAGAUGGAUCACGAGCUGGUCAUCGGCUUCCACGGAUUCAUGCACAGGUUUGAAUACACUUUUAAUCCAAAUUUUAGCGGUUAUGCCGCCAAUCCACCGGAGACUCUCCACGAUUUGUCGUCGAAGUUCAGCCAUAGUAUCAACUAUUUCGUCCAAGAGCUGAAAACACAGACCAAUUUAGACGCAGACGUUGCACGUCUCUCGUCGCCAUUUUCUGCUGUAUCCAGAUUAUUCAAUGACCUUAACACAUCUCACCACUUCGAUCACACAUUCAGCCAGAACAUUAGUGACCUCAUUAGCAAACUGGAGCAUUGCGCGCCUAAACAGUUCGGCGAUCCGUCCAAUGCGAUGCUAGAUGUUCUCAAGUUCGGCCUCCACGGUCUGGCAAGGGAGCUGUCCAAGGCAUACGUAUCCGUCUACGACGGCGCCCAUCCCAUAAAUCAGUGGGUCGAUGAGAAACGCGUAUUGACUACUGAAGGAAAACAUGGCGCCAAGGUUUGCAUUACCAUACUGGAGAUGCUGUUUAAGGAUUUGAAUGAUUUGCGGAAUAAGUGUAAGGAAGGCAGUGAAUGCAAAUACAAAACCAUAUGUGCAAGAAACGGAACCGUAGAAAAUCCACUGGGUGCCUUUUUAGGACGUUGCGGAUAUAUCGUUUCCGAAGAGGACAAACAAAAUGGUGAGCUGCGCUAUAAGAACGAUUUCACGGGCCAGCAUAUCCGUAAAGAUCUUCUAACCAAAAUACAUGGUAUAGGUGAUGCACAAUAUAAACUUGUCAGCGACGAUGACGAGAAGGAAGAAAUAAAGGUAGACGGUGAAGAGAGAGUAAUUACUGCCAAUCCACCAGAUCAUGGCGUACUUAGAACACUUCUCGGAUACCUCCACGAUUAUUACCGUGUUUGUCACUACGCCAGUUCAGGAUCAAAGAAGUCGCCGCGUAAUAUAUAUGAUAUGCUGAUAUGGCUUAGUGGCCUACCACAUAAUCCCGUAUACCACGAAUUAACAUUCAGCAGCUUUGAUGAGCUAUUUGAUAAAUCAGAGGAAAAAAACGUCAAUGUCGACGGUACCGUUCUCUCGUUGGCAUAUAUAGACGACGUGUCAUUCGUAGCGUAUCCUGAAACUAUGAAAGUUUCACAACUAACAUCGGCACUUGGUGACGUAUGUUCAAAGUCCCACUCAGUCCUCACAGCCAUAGUUGGUCAUGGCCACUCGGACGGUGUCUACGCUUGCGACUAUAACACGAAUGAAUCCAAACUACAGUAUCCUAGCUCUGCCAGUGCCUGCUUUGACAUGCUAGUAGAUAUAUUGUACAGGGUGUAUCAUCAAUUGAAUUUCUUAUAUAAUCAAUGCUGCGACACAACAGAUGUCAGCGGUUGGCGUAAUUGCUGGUAUGGUAACGCAAUAGGCGGCUCGUCAUGGAAGUGCAACAAGUUACAAUGCCCUGACCAACUGGGUAAUCCAACGUGUAAUCCAACGUGCAGGCAACACCCUAAUUGCGGCAUUAAAUCACCCUUGCAAUCCUUCUUAGAAGACGGACUGCCAGGGUUCCUUCCUCACCAAUUCGAGAAACCAGGUUGCAAGCUGGAGUGCACUGUAUCCAACCACAGAGGAUUACCGUGUAAGACUCCGAUGGGCUUCUCAGAUAUUGCCACUACGGCAUCGCAUAGGCAGAGCGGUCGGUAUUUGUGCACUGUCCUUGCUGAUUUCUGUGGAGGGAAAGAUUCAUGCCUCACUGAAAUUUGCAGUUCGUUGAUUUGUCUUUUGAAUAGGCCGCCGCAGACACUUGACGAGAUGUUUGCGUUUUACUACCAUCUGCUGAAUGAGUGGAAUAGCAAAAGCGGAGCCCAUGAGGCAGCUAAGAAGCAUAAGAAAUACGCUUUUGAGGUUGCUGUCAAAAAAGCUUCUUUCGGUUUCUACGAUCACCUUGACAACACUACCAUAUUCAAAUCUAUAAAUCACGAAGCUCAUACUAAAGGUGAUCUGUUCAGUCUUGUUUGCAGCAAUAUGGCAGACGUUAAAUGCGGUAAAUAUAUCAAACCUCUUAGCCACAACAUAUGGACGGUUUUCUCACAAAAGCAUGCCUCACGUUAUCUCUCGUGGGUCGUCUACUUGACGGAAACGUUUCAUAAUUUGCUUGAUCGACUGUUGAAUGAAUGCAUCGCUACAUGUGGUGAAGGCAACAAAUGUUAUGUCAAGUGUUGUGCUGCAACAUGCCCAGUCAAAUCCGCUUACGCAUCCAAGACGCCUAUUAUUGGUCUCAUCGAUAAACAUCACACUCAGGAUUGCAAAUCGAUAACUCACUGCCCAUCCACUCGUCCUACAUUAUCUAAAUACGGUUUAGUUUUCAGGAGUCCGUAUGAUUUAAGUGGAAUUAACAACGUCGAAUCGAAGCGGACAUGUAGAGAUUUUUGUUACGCAUUGGAAACAGUUUUGAACAAAGAGGUGCAUCUCGAACGUGCUCUUGCCAAAUUUGUAUUCGAAACCAUCCCAGAGUUCUUAUUCAGAAUACGUGAACCCUUCAUCUGGACAGUCGUGGCUCUCUGGUCGAUGUCUCUGCUCUACCUGUUUUACGUCUCGAUCGGACGCCUAGACACGCUACACAUCCGCUCCCACCUGAGAUCACUUUCAAGUCACAAGAUAGCCGCCCAGUCACUUCUCGCCGCCGCUCGUGUCGGCAAGCUCAGCAAGAUAUCGUACCUGCAAGCCUAA